AUUUCUAAUGUGUAUUUAAAUUUAUUAAUAUUAUAUUUUUCAUGAACCUUUAAUGUUCUAUAUAAGUUUCAUUUUUGCCUGCCACUACUGUGUAAGUCCUAAUCUGAGGACUCUUAUUUUGUGAACCGUGAGCCAGGUAAUAGGAAAUCGGAAGCAAUGAACACAUGGCGCAGCAAGUGCAUGGCAUGUCACGUAUUAAUUGAUCCUUCUUCUGAAUCCUAUCAAAAGCAUUGUCUUUUUACUCGGUUCAAUGGCCGCUAAGUUUGUUUGUGUAAACCGCACAUGGGACUAAUAAAGGAGCAAGGUGCUUGUUUCCUGGCUCUUGAACAGAGUUUGGCUUGCUGUUGAUUUAUAUUCCACGCUAGGAAAGCAAAACAUAUAAGGAGAACAGUACAGUAAAAAGACAAUGGAUCAGCAGGUGCAAGAGGAACGCACGGGAUCAAACAUGGAAGCUGAAAGGGAAAGAGGAAAAGAAAAGGCAUUUUCAGAGGUUAGUUCAAAAUGCUCGCUAUCUUCCUCCAAGUCUUCAGUUGCUAGUGCUGCUGCAAAAGCUAGAGCCUCAGCGGAAGCUGCACGUGCCAAGAUGGCGUUCUCAAAAAGGCAGCUUGAAAUGAAAACGGAAAAAGCAAGGCUAGAUCAGGAAAGAGCUACUGUAGAAGCAAGACUGGAAGCAUUAGAACUAGAAAAGGAAGCUGCAGCUGCUCUGGCAGAAGCAGAAGUUUUAGAGACAGCAGUGGCAGCAAUGGAAUGUAAUGACAAUCGCAGUGAAAAAAGCACAAUAUCAUCACAUGUGGUUUCAUUGAGAACAAAGGACUAUGUAAAACAUCAGACUCAGAUGAGCUCCGAACCUUCUACACUACCCCUGAAUGUCUCUUCAUUAGCCUGUGCACAAGAAUUGACCCCACGCUUGAUCGAUAAACCUCAGAGCAAGGGUGCUGCGUAUGAUGGCGUCACAGAUACAGUUCAGGAGCGGAGCAGGUUGAGCGAUACAGAAUGUCUACAGAGCACAAGAUUUCUAGAAGCUCCAUACAAUCUGCCUCAUUUCAUCCCAACUUCUGCAUUUAAGUCAUCCCCUCAAGAUCCUGCAACAAAUAUGCAUGCAGUUCGUUCAGAUACACAGCAUCAAUCUCAAAGCCAAGCCACACAUAUGUUAGACUUUGCUAAAUUCAUAGCACGUAGAGAGCUAGUCACCACUGGGCUCACCAAGUUUGAUGAUAAUCCAGAAAACUUCAGAGCCUGGGAGUCUUCAUUUGUUGAUGCCACACAAGACCUGCAGCUCUCAGCUAGUGAAGAGUUAGAUCUGUUGGUUAAGUGGCUGGGGAAGGAAUCGUCGGAUCAUGUGAGGAGGAUUCGAGCAGUGUAUGUUACAAACUCACAAGCUGCUCUACGGCUGUCUUGGAUGAGACUGCAUGAAUGCUAUGCCACCCCGGAAGUGAUUGAAAGUGCCUUAUUUAGGCGCCUGGACAAUUUUCCACGUCUACAUCCGAGGGACAAUUUGAAACUCAGGGAGCUUGCAGACCUGCUAAUGGAAGUACUUGCAGCAAAAGAAGAUGCAUAUUUACCUGGAUUGUCUUACCUUGAUACCCCUCGUGGUAUUAAUCCUAUAGUGGAGAAGUUACCAGCGAAUUUACAGGAAAAAUGGCUGUUUGCUGGCUCACGCUUCAAGGAAGAAAGAAAGGUCAGUUUCCCUCCAUUCUCGUUCUUCGCUCAUUUUAUUUGCAGUGAAGCUAAAGCAAGGAAUGAUCCUAGUUUUAAGCUUUCAAACAGUAGCGACGCAGGUGUGCGAAACGAAAGACCCUUCUAUAAACAUGGCGCAAGCAGAACCCCUGUGUCAGUGCAUAAGACAGAUGUUUCUAAAAAUGAUGUGUCUGAUCCAGUUAGCUUGAACGAAACUGUUAAGAGAGACUGGACGAAGCACUGCCCGUUUCACAACAAAUCACAUCCUCUGUGGAAAUGUAGAGCCUUCAGAAAAAGGUCGUUGUUGGAGCGCAAGAACCUCCUGAAAGAACAUAAGAGGUGUUUCAGGUGUUGCUCUCCCAAUCAUGCUGCCAGAGAAUGUUUCGCAGUCCUCAAAUGUGCUGAGUGUGAUUCAGAUAGACAUUGUACAGUCAUGCAUCCAGACAUGGCCGCACCUCCCUUCCCACCUUCAAUGCAAGAACCAGACACAGAACAACAGUAUGUCACUACACCUGAGAUAACCUCAAGAUGUACAGAAGUUUGUGGAGAAAGUGCUCCAAUGCGAUCCUGUGCAAAAAUGUGCUUGGUGCGUGUAUUUCCUCGAGAGCAACCGGAACGAGCCAUCAAGAUGUAUGCCAUCAUUGACGAUCAGAGCAACCGCUCACUGGCCAAAGCAGAAUUCUUUCGACUCUUUGGGAUCCAAGGUGACCCCUCUCCGUAUUUGUUGAGAACAUGUGCUGGUUCCAUGGAAAUGUUUGGAAGAAAAGCGAUUGGCUUCCAAGUAGAGACCUUGAAUGGUAAGACAUGUCUUGAUCUGCCAACACUGAUUGAGUGUAAUGAGAUAAUGAGUAACAGAUCUGAAAUACCCACUCCAGAAGUCGCUCUUGCUCAUCCACAUUUGAAAUCUGUGGCACAGUUUAUCCCAAAGCUAGAUCCCGAUGCUCAGAUCUUAGUAUUGCUGGGAAGAGACAUAAUCCGGGUACACAAGGUGAGACAACAAAUCAACGGGCCUCACAAUGCACCUUUUGCACAAAGGUUAGACUUAGGCUGGGUGAUAGUAGGUGAUGUCUGCAUUGACAGAGCUCAUAAGCUGAGGGUGAGUGUCUUUAAAACUAACAUCCUGGACAAUAGCCGCCCAUCACUUCUCACUCCAUGCCAGAGCCACAUCAAUGUAAAGGAGAAAUUGUGCCAUGGCGGGGAGCAUAAGUCUGUUGUUUUUCCUUAUAAUUUGAGGAACGCUACUCAUGAUGUGCAAGCAGAAGACAAACUUGGGUUGAAGGUGUUUGACAGAACUAAAAAUGAUAACAAACUUGCCAUGUCCUUUGAGGAUGAGACAUUUUUAAAGAUCAUGCAAGCAGAGUUCUACCAAAAUGAACAGAAAAGCUGGGUUGCUCCUUUGCCAUUCAGGUCACCCAGACCAUUACUCCCAAAUAAUCGGGAACAAGCUUUGUCUCGCCUAAAUUCUUUGCGGCGCACGCUAAGUAAAAACCUUGAGAUGAAAGAACAGUUUUCUGCCUUCAUGGAGGAACUUUUCCAGAACCACCAUGCAGAAAGAGCACCACCUAUAGACGAGGAUGAAGAAUGCUGGUAUUUACCCAUCUUCGGCGUGUAUCAUCCUCAAAAACCAGGAAAAAUACGGGUGGUAUUUGAUUCCAGCGCACAGCACCAAGGUAUUUCUUUGAACAAUGUGCUCCUCUCAGGCCCUGACUUAAACAACCUGCUGUUAGGUGUGCUAAUACGGUUCAGGAAAGAUCGCAUUGCAAUUAUGGCGGAUAUCCAACAAAUGUUCUAUGGAUUCCUGGUGAAAGAGGAACAUAGAAACUAUUUGAGAUUCCUCUGGUACAGCGACAGCGACUUGAGCAAGGAGGUGGUAGACUACCGUAUGAGGGUACAUGUUUUUGGAAACAGCCCUUCUCCGUCAGUGGCUAUAUAUGGCCUAUGGUUGGCUGCACAGCAAGGUGAACAACAGUAUGGAACUGACACUUCACACUUUGUUAACAGGCACUUCUAUGUGGACGACGGCCUCAUGUCCUUUCCAACAGAAGCCGAAGCAAUCGACCUGCUCAAGCGCACACAGGAAUCGCUUUCCAAGUCAAAUAUUAAGCUCCACAAGAUAGUGUCAAAUAGUAUCAAAGUCAUGCAAGCCUUCCCACCGGAAGAUCUUGCUUCUGGUCUCCAAGAUCUAAAUUUUGGAAAUGAGAGUUGGCCUGCACAGAGAAGCCUAGGUUUGUAUUGGGAUAUGAAAACAGAUACUUUCACCUUCAGAGUUGCAGCAAACAACCAGCCCUACACUCAUCGAGGAGUACUCUCUGUUGUAAAUAGCCUCUUUGACCCUUUGGGCUUCGUGGCACCGGUGACUAUCUGGGGCAGAGCGCUAGUACGUGAGCUGGCUAAAGAGGUACAAGAUUGGGACGCUGUUCUUCCUGAGGGGAAGAGAAACAUGUGGGAGGAAUGGAAAACCUCACUUCAAAAUCUAAGUAACCUUCACAUCUCACGCACAUACUUACACCAUUCGCUUUCGAACACUUCAUACACGGAGUUGUGUGUCUUUUCAGAUGCCUCAAACUGGGCUAUAGGGGCAGUAGCAUACCUCAGAGCUCUGAACGAUGAAGGUGAGAUCAAAGUGGGAUUUGUGAUGGGCAAAGCAAAGCUGUCACCUCAUCCUGAGCCUUCAAUCCCUCGCCUGGAGCUUUGCGGCGCAGUGCUGGCUGUAGAGCUAGCUGAACACAUUCUUGAUGAGCUAGACCACAAGCCGAAUGCAGUGAAAUUCUAUUGUGACAGCAAAGUGGUCCUAGGAUAUAUUUACAAUCAGUCCAGACGCUUCUUUGUUUAUGUGCACAACCGGGUUCAGCGUAUACGGCAGUCGACCUUUCCAGAGCAGUGGAGGUAUGUGCCUACAGUUCAGAAUCCAGCUGACCUGGCAACGAGAUCAGUAGUUCCAUCAAAGCUGAAUGACACCAUAUGGUUCAAAGGACCCAAGUUCCUCUACCAUCCGCCCCAAGAGCAGCAGUGCGAGUCCUUCGAACUGGUUAAUCCGGAAACAGACGCAGAAGUCAGACCUUGUAUAACCAGCUUCAUCACUCGAGUUGGAGGAAGUCUAUUUUCAGAACGGUUUCAACACUUUUCUACCUGGGAAUCUCUGCAGAGAGCAAUUUCUUUUCUGAUUCAUCAGGCACGUUCUCACAAGACAAGUUCCCUCAGCACAUCACAUGCAUGUAAAGGAUGGCAUCAGUGCAGUAACAUACGCACACCUGAAGAGCAGACAGCAGCAAAGAGACUAAUACUUCUGCACACGCAGAAAGAACUAUAUCCAGAGGAAUAUACUGCACUGCAGAGAAAUGAACAAGUUUCACAUUCAAGUGCACUAUGGAAUCUUGACCCCUACAUUGAUGACGGUCUUUUGAGGGUUGGAGGACGCUUGAAACAUGCUCCAGUCGAGUCAGAGGUAAAGAAUCCAGUCAUCCUCCCAAAGCAAUGUCAUGUUGCUAAGCUGUUGGUGAGAUAUUACCACUCUAAAGUGUACCAUCAAGGGAGAAAGUUCACAGAAGGAGCAAUCCGACUGGCUGGCUUGUGGAUUGUUGGGGGGAAAAGACUGAUAAACUCUAUCCUUCAUUGUUGUGUUCUAUGCCGCAGACUCAGAGGAAAGCAGGAAGUUCAAAAGAUGGCAGAUCUUCCUCCUGAGCGCCUCAGUACAUCUCCUCCAUUCACAUACGUAGGGUUAGAUGUUUUUGGUCCAUGGACAGUGGUCACUCGACGCACCAGAGGCGGUGUAGUAGAAAAUAAAAGGUGAGCUAUACUCUUCACAUGUAUGAGUACACGAGCAGUACACAUAGAGGUCAUAGAGUCUAUGAACACUGCCAGUUGCAUCAAUGCGCUGCGAAGGUUUUUUGCUGUGAGGGGACCAGCAAAACAGCUUAGAUCAGACAGAGGAACCAACUUUAUUGGAGCAAGUCAAGAACUGGGCAUGCAACCAGCAAAAGAAAAACAGACAAAUCUUCUGAAAUACCUCCAUGAGAAUGGCUGUACUUGGGAAUUUAAUCCUCCACACGCUUCCCACAUGGGUGGAGCAUGGGAACGCAUGAUUGGUGUAACCCGCAGGAUUCUAGAUGGUAUGCUGUUGCAGAAGAAACACACUCACUUAACUCAUGAGGUACUUUGCACUCUGAUGGCAGAGGUGUCCGCAAUCAUAAAUGCUAGACCUUUGGUUCCUGUCUCAGUAGAUCCGUAUUCCCCAUGCAUACUCACUCCAGCAACACUCCUAACCCAGAAACCUGGAGUACCUGUUCCAUUAGAGAGCUACACUGAAAAAGACCUCUUGAAAUGUCAGUGGAAGCGAGUGCAGGCAUUGGCUAACGAAUUCUGGAGCCGAUGGAGAAAAGAAUACAUCAGUACACUCCAACCUCGACGCAAAUGGCAUGAGAUUCACCGAAAUUUGCAUCCUGGAGAUAUUGUGCUGCUAAAGCAAAUCCAGUUACCAAGGAACGACUGGCCAUUGGGGUUAAUCACAUCUGUCUUUCCAAGCAAUGACGGGAAGGUUCGCAAAGUGGAGGUUAGGACAACCUCAGGUGGUAACGUGAAAUUAUUCUUAAGGCCCAUUUCUGAUGUGAUCUUACUGCUAGCCAAGGAAGACUAAGUAGAUUAACCACGAACUGUUAUAAUGGCAUUAAUAAUGCCAGGCGGGGAGUGUUCUGCCUCCGUUAGAGGCUGUGUGCAUUUCUAAUGUGUAUUUAAAUUUAUUAAUAUUAUAUUUUUCAUGAACCUUUAAUGUUCUAUAUAAGUUUCAUUUUUGCCUGCCACUACUGUGUAAGUCUUAAUCUGAGGACUCUUAUUUUGUGAACCGUGAGCCAGGUAAUAGGAAAUCGGAAGCAAUGAACACAUGGCGCAGCAAGUGCAUGGCAUGUCACGUAUUAAUUGAUCCUUCUUCUGAAUCCUAUCAAAAGCAUUGUCUUUUUACUCGGUUCAAUGGCCGCUAAGUUUGUUUGUGUAAACCGCACAUGGGACUAAUAAAGGAGCAAGGUGCUUGUUUCCUGGCUCUUGAACAGA
Silurus meridionalis is the source of this 6720-nucleotide messenger RNA. RefSeq lists its product as uncharacterized. The transcript is spliced from 3 exons. NCBI's taxonomy places the organism in Eukaryota, Metazoa, Chordata, Actinopteri, Siluriformes, Siluridae. Bases 407 to 5467 code for a protein of 1686 amino acids. The record is from RefSeq and is a predicted model, not a curated record.